UUCAACAAAACUCAUCCUCAACCUACCAUGUCCUGGUGAGCAAAGAGAGUGUCAUAUUUUUAUCAGUGACGUUAGAGACAAUAUACUGUUGUUUCUAUUUUACUUUUCACAGAGCGCUGUGUUGCUGAUGGAGCUGUCCAUGGUAUCGUCCACACAGUGCAGUGAACCACCAGCAGAGGGAGCCCAGAUCCUGACAUUGGAGUAUGACUCAACACAUAAAGAACAAAAUAGGAGAAUUCAGAAGCGCCACGAGCAGAUGAGAGGACGUCAUGACGGAGAGAUGGACUCUAAUGGGGUUUCUCAUCGACAAGAUCGGAUUAUGGGAUUUUGAAAGAAAACUGAGAAAUGUCUCACAAACAACAUCCAUGUGAUUAAAACCUGAGUAGAAGACAGAUGAUUUGCCAAGAUAUAUCUACACUAAUUGACUUUCCCAAGCACUUCAUGGAGCUAUAAACUCAGAAAAUGAGUGAUCAACGAGAGCCUCUGUUUCCUGGGGAGGUGGGGAACAACAACCAUCAAGUGGGGCCCAGAGACAGCGCAGGCGAUGCAAAUGCUAAUGACAUCCAAAAAAACGAUGCAACCAGGACUGGAGAUACGAUGGCUUUGUUGAAGUCUACCAGCGCUGCGCAGCAAAGACUCAAUAUUUAUGAAGAGAACUCCCUUUGCGAGGACUUGGAGUUGGCUGAGUUUGAAAUGUUGGAGUGUCAAGAACUUGAGGACGGAGAAGAUUUUGUCGGACUGACGGAACGCAAAGAACGUCCGAAGCAGCUGGAUUCAAUAAGCAAUACAACAGCACAAGCAGCGAGUAACAAAGAUGAAAAGUCACACGCACAAUCAGAAAUAAGCUCAGAAACAGACAUCUACUUGACGUGUCUGUCCACAAUCUCAGCCUUAGAAACUGCUGGGAGGACGACUGAAUCCUGGCAUGUCCCGAAUACGAUUUCAGAUGACGUGACUCUAGCUUCUGUAUCCGAAAAGACCAAACUUUCCCAGCACCACAACUCUGCAAAAAGUACAAUGCAAGCUAAAGAUGUGGGCAUGAAUUUGAACACAGCGAUGCAUCCUAAAGCACAAAUGAGCAACGGGGAGAUUCAGGAGAACAAAACUGGCGGUUGUCGAAACAAUAAUGAAAGCGAUAGAAGAAAAGAGCUACAAACUCAUCUAAAAAGCUUGGAAAAUCACAGUAAAAUGGACAAAGGGACACAAGCCAAUGAAACGCCAGCAGUUCAGCGCUACAGCACAAGUCCCGCCAAAACUGGGAUAAGACGAAGUCAAUCCUCACUGGAACCAAAAGCCACCAAUAAGCAAAGCACUUAUAAUGACGCACUGAAGAAACAAAACUCUUUCAGCUACGGGUUCAGGAAGCAGCCUUCGUUUGAGAACUCCAUGAAGAAGCCGCCGUCCUUUGAUAACAGCAUCAAAAGGAUUGGCUCUUUGGAAAACACAGCUGUCUCGAGUAAUUCAAGUUUGGAGCGGAGGAAGCCAUGGGGGAGCCCAAGUCGCAAUGCAGCAGCGAAUACAACGAGAAAUGCGUCGUGUUCACCGAGAAGAAGGCCCUCGCCCAACUCACCAGCCAAAGUUCAAAGCGUCAGAGCCCCAAGUCUAGAACGCAGCGAAUCGCCUCUAAAUCAGAUGGUCAAACUGCCCAAGACUUGCCCCAACACUAGCCUCCCCAAAGCGCUCGCAGCUCCACAGAAAGAAGAACCCAAGAAAAACGUGCGGCCCAAGAUCAUCACCUACGUGCGCAAGAGUCCUCAAGUCAAACCAGACCUGCCCAACUACGGAGCACCAGCAAAGGCUACACCAGCGGUCACGUCCUCCAACAUUCUCUUUGAUAAAUACAGACAGGAGAUCCAAAAGACGGGCUUCUACCCACCAGGGAUGAACAAGGCUGGAGCAGGAGCCGCAGCAAAUCGCCUGGGCAGCAAGUCGGGCAGUUUUCAUGAAGAUGAAUGCAAUCAAGAGAAUGUUUCCCAGGAUGGCAGCAGCAGUGUGUACCGCUCCCCCAGAGCUCUCAGGCCUCAGCUCGGGUUAGGAGCCCGACAGCCGACUGCCAAGACCAGAGUCCAGCAGGCUGCUCAGAGACACAAUGCAGCGACGCAAGACUGCCAUGAGGCGACAGAUCAGAGGCGGUCAGGAGCAGACAGCAGCCCCAAGCCCAUGGUGCUGAAGCCGGGUCAGUCUGGUCUGCGUCCCCCUGGCUUCUCAGCUCUGCCCCCGUCCCGACUCGCCGCUUUCGGCUUCACUCGCAGCUCCAGCGUCUCCUCUGUGUCCAGUAACCAGUCCAGUGAAAGCUGCCACAGCGACGCCCUCAGACCCUCUCAGCACCCAGGCAGUGGCAGUGAUGACGCCCCUCACCACAAAGCCACAGCGCCCCCUGCUGACUCCGCCCAUGCAGCAGGACGUCCCCAUCCUCCCAAUGCCCCCAGCCUCCAGCGGCGCUCCCUGCCCUCUCAGCGCAGCUCCCCUCUACCGUCCAAAAGAGAGGAGCCUGAGGCGGUGCUGCCAUCCAAGGCCUCCCCAAAGAGAUUUGCAAUGAUUUCACCCAAACCCCAGUCUCCCAUGCGAGCUCGGACAAUGGUGGUGCACGGCUCCCUGCGCUCUCAGGACACAGACAGACAGCUGAUGGAGCAGCUCCAGCGGCGCUGUGAGCAGCAGGCUCUGCAGCUGCAGACUCUACAGGCUCAGCUGCACAAGGCCUCCCUGUGCCUGGACGUGUUCACCAUCACCACACAGCACUUCUGCCACAAGAGUGAGAGCGCUGUCGUGAAGGAGCGGGAGCUGGCUCUGGAGCUGGACAGACUCAGGGAUGAAGUGGCGUUCAGCGUGGCGCACUGGGAGCAGCUGCAGCAGGAGAAGGAGGACGUGGAGCGGAGCUUUGAGGCCGAGCUGGAGGGUCUGCGGGAGCAGCAGCAGAGAGAGCUGGGGGCUCUGGAGGACAGACUGAACCUGUCUCAUUCACAGGAGACACAGAGACUCCAGGAGGAGCAGAGACAAGAGCUCCAGGAGCUGCAGCACAGGCAGCAGCAGCAGAUUGAGGAGAUGAGUGAGAAUCAUGAAGCGUCUCUGAUGGAGAUGGAGUCUUCUCACAGUGACACUCUGGCCACGCUACAGGAGGAGCACACCAGGACUGUCAAGAAUCUGAAGAUGGCCCAUGAGCAGCAGAGAAAGUCUCUGGAAGAGGAGUUUGAGAAGAUCAGGCUGUCCCUGCAGGACCAGGUGGACACACUGACAUUUCAGAACCGCAGUCUAAGAGACAGAGCCAAACGCUUUGAGGAGGCUCUGCGCAGAAGUACAGAUGAACAGAUCGUGGAUGCCUUAGCCCCAUAUAAACACAUAGAGGAAGACCUGAAGAGUCUGAAGGAAGUUCUGGAGAUGAAGAACCAACAGAUCCAUCAACAGGAACUGAAGAUCACAGAGCUGGAGAAACUACAGGCUGAAAAGAACGUGUAUCUGGAGGAGAGGCUGCAGGUUCUCCAGCAGCAGAACGAGGACCUGAAGGAACGCAUUGACAAGAACCUCGCUGUCUCCAGACAACUGUCGGAGGAGAAUGCCAACCUGCAGGUGCAUGUAGAGCAGGAGAGCAAGGAGAAGAAGCGUCUGAGUCGCACUAAUGAGGAGCUGUUGUGGAGGCUGCAGACGGGAGAGCUGAGCCCCAGCAUGUCCCCCUCCUCCUCCCCCCUGCACCGGGCCUCUCCUGCCCCAGGAUCCCCUGCUCGCCCACACUCCUACCACCAGUGAUCACCAAAGACUCCAAUCUUCAUCUGACAUUUCACUCCAGCCAUGUUAAAAGGGAAUCACCAAACCAGUGAAGCCAGUGCCUCAUCUGCUGUAAUUGUAUCCAUCCACAUGGAACAUUUGGACCAACGCUCAGGAUCAUGGAGCAGGAGACAGAGAAGAAGCCUUUGGUUGUGCGUUUUCUCCACCAGCAGCGUCUGGCACAGCCUAAAACUACCUACUGCACAUGGACAUGAGACACUGGACAUGAGGACACUGUGAGUGUCACAAACACUGGACACAUGUAGCCUCUGUCUCUCUCUGCGUACUGUCCUACUGCCGUACUGUCAAACUCUAAACUCCACAUGGUCACAAGGUCCCACUGUCUGAGUCUGUCAGAUACUUUGGGCUGUGGACUCUGCUUCUUUUCGUAGAGAACUGUAGAAAUCCUCAUGCUUGGCAUGAUCUGUCUUCCAGCAAAUGCCUCUUACUCUUUACGCAGGGAAAGAACAGAAGUGCUACUUUCAUAGAGUAGAAGAUAGAAAGUCAUUAGCUGACCUACAGUAGACACUAUUAUAAUACCUGAUAUACAGUAGUCUUUUACAGUACCCCGUCUGUUCAGCAUCAGCAUGAGGAGAGAUCAGCUAAAAUACUAUACAUAAAAAACAGCAUUUCGUUCUGGAUUUUUGCAACAAAACAUAAUUUACUGUUAUUUUCUACAAAUGUAAACUCAGCCCCAGACUCCAUUCACACUGUAAAUAAAUGUGAAUGAAACUGUAAAAAGAAUAGAUAAUUUGGACUAAACUAAAGGCAUGAUGGUUGCUUGCUCUUACCUCAGUACCAUGACCAAGUCAUCUCAGGUGUCAAGAACCAUACAAUAGAAUACGACUUUUAUUUAUUUUAUUCUUUGAGUUUACAUAACUUCUAACUGUGCAAAAUAGCGAGUAUAUAUGUAACAAUCAUCAAAUGAAUCUAAAUGUCCUGGGCAGAAUGUACUGUAAAGUAUGAGGCUGUGGUGGGCUGUCUGUGUCCUGUGGACAUGACACACUCUCUCCAUCUUUACUUUAUCUUCACUAAAUGACAACUUUGUUUACAAGUGUUAAUGUCACUGUUGUUUACUUGUUUACAAGACUUGAGUUGUAAAGAUUGUAUUCAGACUCAGAUAUGUUUAAGAGAACGCAUGUCUUUAUGACGUCAUGUGCAUUCUUCGAUUAUUGUUGUAGUGUAUAUUUAUUUAUUUAUUUGUCCUGCAGAAAUGCAGCUGUAGCUCAACUGGCUUUUUUAAUGUGCCCAUUAAGACGUAAUGUCUGUAGUGUCAUUGUUGCACUGUAUUUAAGUAUUAAAUCACAAACUACAUGGACAUUUUCGUCUGCAGGUGUUUUUUGUUUCCUUUUUUUGUAAUGCAUGAUGAAAAAUACAGUAUUUCUUCUAUGUAAUAUGCAGCAUGUCUGUAGUGUGAACCCAGC
This is a messenger RNA of Boleophthalmus pectinirostris (great blue-spotted mudskipper), 5183 nucleotides long. RefSeq names its product microtubule associated tumor suppressor candidate 2b (gene mtus2b). Gene Ontology annotation, cellular component: nucleus; cytoplasm. Gene Ontology annotation, molecular function: microtubule binding. Lineage: Eukaryota; Metazoa; Chordata; Actinopteri; Gobiiformes; Gobiidae. The record is from RefSeq and is a predicted model, not a curated record. The transcript has 16 exons. The coding region runs from base 463 to 3741 and encodes 1092 amino acids.